Molecule: messenger RNA, 1098 nt
Organism: Mycotypha africana
Lineage: Eukaryota; Fungi; Mucoromycota; Mucoromycetes; Mucorales; Mycotyphaceae
Exons: 1
Coding region: 209-934 (241 amino acids)
Source: RefSeq, a predicted model, not a curated record
AAAGAGACAUGUGGAGAAUGGGCUUCAUUCUUCUUCCUCUCAGAAGAAAGGAAAACUUUGCUAAGAACCCAAAUUAAGAAAGGUUGGCAACUUUUUUUAACCAUCCUAAUGGAAACAGCUUGCUUCUUUUUGAAACGAAUAUGACAAGAGGGUUAUAAAUAGGUAAACCUAUAGGUUUCUCAUUCUUUCCGUUCACCUCUCUUUUACCAUGACCACCAAAACCAGACUGUACAUUGCGUCUACCUGCAUCGAAUGCCGCAACACUUUCAACCGUCCGCAAGCCCUGAUACUUCACAUGGAGAGGAUACACGGUAUCUACCUCCCGAGUAGAAGGCCUGGUACGAGCCGUCCUCCGUCACAGCAGUAUGUUUACGAAAAAGCACCGCUAGAACCUGGAUCUUGUAUUGUUCACCAUGGUUGUCCUUCCUGCUGGGAGCAUACAGAUGAUCUUUCUCGCUUGAAGGAACAUAUCAUCGAUGAACAUUUGCAAACUUCCAUGAGUGACUAUGAAGAGCAACAAAGCGCUGAAAGACAGCGACGUACACAUGAUCCAACAACAUCCUCUAUCUAUCGAUCACAGGAACGUGGUAAUGCACGCAAAAGUGUGCCUACUGCAAGCAAAUCAAAUGUGAAGCCAUCUACGCGUCAACAACAACCCAAUACCAACAACUCAGCCUUCUCAAGCCAACAAGCACAAACUGAAUUAUUCAGUGUGUUGGACGAUCUCGUCAACAAUUUCAAAAGGUUGUUUUCAUCUUCCACGUCUACCUCGUCGUCCUCCUCGUCCGCCUCCUCUUCGCAGAACAACACAGCCACCGCUUCUGCAGCUGCUGGUCGUGAGGAUGAAGGAAUACAUGUUGAUCACCACCACCAUCACCCCUCCUCCCUCACUGCCACCGCACCUGAUAGCAGCAGCCAUUCUCAAUCUCUCUAAUUCAGCCCGUCUAGAAUGAAUAAAAUAAAAACCAACAAAAAUAAACAAGCUUUUUCUCUCUUUUUUUCUAUAUGAAUACAUUGUGCGCCCCCGCCCCCCCUCCCCCAUGGAUCACUUGAACCUAAACAGGGUCAAUUCAAGUGGAUAGAAAUGUUGUCAAGUGU